Messenger RNA from Alosa alosa (allis shad), 1311 nucleotides. RefSeq names its product CD28 molecule (gene cd28). NCBI's taxonomy places the organism in Eukaryota, Metazoa, Chordata, Actinopteri, Clupeiformes, Clupeidae. The transcript is spliced from 4 exons. Gene Ontology annotation, cellular component: external side of plasma membrane. The record is from RefSeq and is a predicted model, not a curated record. The coding region runs from base 10 to 642 and encodes 210 amino acids. Gene Ontology annotation, biological process: T cell receptor signaling pathway; regulation of T cell proliferation.
CAUGCAACCAUGUAUAACUCUCUGAUCAUUGCAAGCCUUGUCUACCUAGCCACACCUGCAGUGAAUGGCCUGCGCAUCGUGCAGCCGUAUCGCGUGGUGGCGACUGACGACCAGGCGACGGUAGAGUGUCGCUACGCCUCCCCUCCCCGCUACCAGCCCCUGGAGCUUCACGUGACACUGCUCAAGGGUCUCUAUGGCGCCGUCAGCAUCUGCGGCGGCUACGUAAACUCCACCAUCGGCAGCAUGCAGACGCAGGGGACCAAGGCUUGCAAAGUCACGCUGAGCGAGAGGGGCGUCAACGUGAGCGUCGCCGGCAUGAAGGAAGACGACACUGACAUGUACCGCUGUGUGGUGAAGGUGCUCUACCCCCCGCCCUACCUGGAGAGGUUCGGCAAUAGCACCCUGGUGCAUGUCCCAGGUGAGAGAAUACUCAGUGACAGAACCAAACAAGUACCAAACACCAGAAAUGGAUCUCAAUCAGGGGUUGACGGAACUAAUGCCGACCCAGCAAGAGAGGCAGAAAGGCACCCAGAAAGAGAUGCAGGGCCUGGGGGUGACAUGGGUGGAGCUCCCACUCCCUCUGGUGAUGGCGAUUGGGAUUCUGAUAGUCUGCGCCAUGAUUUGCCAGGGCAACGGGAUUAGGCACGCCAGGAGACACGGGAGAAGCACCCAGCCACUGACAUCCAGAGUAAUACCAAAGAUCAUCUGACCUGAACAUUUAUUUUUUUAUUUAUUCAUUGUAUUUGUUAGGGACCAUGUACAGUUUUUACCAUACAUGUUGCCAUUUGAUGCAUUGUACCAUAGUUAACCUGGGGCUAAUUCACAUUUGCAGUCCCAAACUUAAUUUGCGUUGUGGGCGUUAGGGUGGUGGUAGCGUAGUGGUGAAGGAGCUGGGCUUGCAUGCAGUAGCCAUAAAUGGCCCUUGUAAUAUAAUUGCCAUGUAAGUUGCUUUGGAUAAAAGCGUCUACUAAAUGAAUAUAAAAUGAAAAUAUGAAAUGGUAUGAGUUUGAGAUGUGUCAUGCAAAUCAACAAUGUUCAUUUCAUGUCAAAUGAUAUUACUGUGUUUUAAUGUCAGAUAUUAUAUAUCAGUUUGCAUUGAAUCAGAUCUGUUGUAGGAUGGAAUAGCCAAUCAAAAACUGUUUAAACUGAUUAGCAUGUUCUGGAAUGUUGGAUGCUGUAACUUUGGGUGUAUUGUCCUCUUCAGUUUUUUCUCUGGUUUUACUGUUCUACUUUUUCUGUGGAUUUUUAUUUUAUUUUAUUUUGAGCAUAACCAUGCACGGUGGUAUGCUGUGUCAUGCUGUGAUUGUGACA